This is a messenger RNA of Cephus cinctus (wheat stem sawfly), 9936 nucleotides long. It is a transcript of the gene osp, whose product is annotated as protein outspread. Gene Ontology annotation, biological process: actin filament organization. Gene Ontology annotation, cellular component: actin cytoskeleton. The transcript has 17 exons. The record is from RefSeq and is a predicted model, not a curated record. NCBI's taxonomy places the organism in Eukaryota, Metazoa, Arthropoda, Insecta, Hymenoptera, Cephidae. The coding region runs from base 1445 to 8287 and encodes 2280 amino acids. Gene Ontology annotation, molecular function: actin filament binding.
CUGCGUUCUGCGGUCUGGGCGGCGAGUUGAGCGCUGCCCAUAGGACAGAAUAAGAGUUAACGGACAGAUCACAGAUGGACGUGCACGCGAGUGUUCUGUCAUGGAGCAUCGCGACGUAAAUAUGCUCGAUAAUUGUCGCGUGAGUAACGUGCCGGGUUGCCAAUCGGAUAGCGACGACGGUUAAUGGGUCGCGCGACUCUAACCUGCCAUUGCCAGUGACAUUUCGCGCAGUUCAUUCGAUACUCGUAAUAACGCGGCUUUAAACACCGAUUGUGACAGCGGGGUAAUUACGUUCGCCACGUCCCUGCACCACGGGGAGCACAACGCUUUUCCUUUUUCAUCCUUUAACUCAAGGUGCUUAGUUGGCACUCUUAAAACACGUGUUGGAAACUCAACGUGUACUGCUGUGUCUUGUAAAGAUUUGGUGUACAUCAAAUAUUGUUGAAUAUAAGGAUAAACAGUAGGUUGAUGUGUAUUUAAUUGACAGGUGGUUAUAUAGGUGCUUUUGAAACGUAGAGAGUAUCAUCGAGGCGAUUUUUAUAAAAUCGGAGCUUUUAUUCAACGAUCGAACUUUCAAAAAGUUCCCGCUAUUUGCGAACCCACGUGUUCCUGUUGAUUUUUGCGUGGAAACACGAAUAUACAGGCUUUGGAACUAUUAUUGGUGCUACAGUGAGAAGAAAUGAAAGAAGAGUGUCAUGCGUACUGAGGGAGAAGUAAAAGACGGCCUGCAGAUAUACACUGCUUACAAGUUGUAAGCAAAUAUCAGAGCCUUGCUUCUCUUUACUCGUGUGGAACAGGAGGCAAGGACGUGUGUGCUAAUGAAAUACAUAUACGGGCGACAGAGAAGCACCGCGUGAUAUUGCUAAAGGCGACGUACCGAGGUGUAACGGGUCGUAAACAAAUUUUGAUGAGUUUACACUUUUCGCUCGCAUCAAACGAAACAAUCUUCGGGACGCACACGUUGUUGCAUUUUACCGGGAGUGGCGAGAUUUCGUGGUAAUUAAUGCAACUUUUAUAAACACCAAAAGGAAGUCAUCCGAAAAGGAUAAUUCUGGACAUUCUACUUUUCCUUGAUGACACCGGAUAAUCUCAAGGUCAUAGGAGGAACUGUCGUUCCUCACGUGCUCGUAUGAGGAGUAUAAGAAUUUCAGGAAUUCCUCUUGAUACUUUUGUGAGUCUGGCUUAAGGGCUAUUUUGACCCAGAGGAACCAGACUGUAUACAAGAGAUAGUAGACGGUCGAUUUGAGUACGUGGUUCCUUACUUUAUCUGAGAGGAAGCCUUGGUUCAGGAUUAUCUUGGAAUUCCAAGGUCAAUUCUUAAAAAAUUCUUUCAAGUCGCAUCUACCGAUCAUUCUACAGAAGUUGACGAUCCGGUACGAGCUCCAUCCGCUGUUUGUUCAGGGCCGGUGAGCAUGUCGCCGGGUUACUGAAAGCGUCCACCGCGAUGUCAGGAGGAUCCGCGGGUACUCGGGGCACCGGCGCCGAGUGCAGGAAGUUCGCACCGAAUAUAUUCAACAAGAGCAAGUGCAGCAGCUGCUUCAAGCAGAAGGAGGAGCACAGCGCCGAGGCUUUGGAAUGCAAUAGGGCAUCUAGGAAGAUCUCCAAGUGCGGAUACCUCUUUGUGGCGCCAGGAUGGGACUUUUCGAAUCCGUUGAACCGUACCAAGAGAUGGCAAAGAAGGUGGUUCGUCCUUUACGACGACGGCGAGUUAACGUACUCCGUAGACGAGCACCCGGAAACGGUACCGCAAGCCCGAAUCGACAUGACGAGAGUCCUGGAGGUUGCCGCCGCCGAGGACGUCACAGGACAUCCCUACAGUCUGGCCAUAACGGCACCGGAAGGUGUUACGUUCAUCAAGGGAACCUGUCGCGAGGAGACACGCUGGUGGGGUGACGUUCUCCAGGUGUAUACGCGAAACAAGGGACGACACAAGAGAAAUGCCACAUUUCCAGGAGGUCAAACUACCAUCCUCCAGGUCACCCCCACCAUUCGCAGUAACACGCCGAACCCGCCACGACCGCGGUUCAACAGCUGCCGAUCGGAGCCACGCAGUACAAGCACCACCUGGCUCCCGGAAGCUACCUCAGCGGAGCUCUGUACUUCCGGUUUCACCACGAGCACACCCUUACCGUCGAGUACAUCAUCCAGUGCGAUAUCGACUACCACCGUUGCCAAUGGUAUCGCCAGUACCCUGACAGCUGAACCGGCAACCGGAAGCGCCAUCAGGAAUAGCCUGUCCACCUUGAGGAAUACCACAAUGGAGAACGGUACCACUGGUCAUCCUUAUAUCUCGACGACGAUCGCCGUUAAUGGUUCAUCGGUGACUUCCACUUCGACGACCAGUACCUCAGUCACGUCGAGCUUAAUAGAUAAGCCACCUAUCGCACCGAACGAAGGAAGAGCUUACAGGGAUCAACCAGCCAGUAGCGCGUCCCCACCUACCCGGGAUAAACUCCGUGCAGAAGACAAGGCACGUCGAAGAAUGAGUCAGCAAGGAGAACGCUCCGUCACGGCCCCCGUCAGUUCUGCUGAAAAAUUGGACGAUGAUGCUUGUCGGAGGAUACUCCUGGAGCACGAGAGAGAACGCGAGGGUAAGCUUCGCGAUAUCGCAGCAUCCUUAACGCAGCCAAGAGCACGUAGAAGCAAGCCCAGAACCUCGGAACCAACCAGAGACGUCGUGGAUGCCGCUAAUGCAGCUCACCAAGACAAAUUGAUAAGGGGCGAUCCUGAUGGUUGCGGCCUGGACAUAUCUGGCACUAGAUACUCACCCACGUCUGAAUUAAGGGUUGAUCUACCUGCCGAGGAUCUAUUAAACAUCAAGAAAGGCUGGCUCAUGAAGCAAGGGCUUAACAAGGAAUGGAACAAGCAUUGGUUCGUUUUGCGUGGUUGUGGUCUGAUGUACUACAGAGAUCCCAGCGCAGAAGACAAGGGCAUUAUGGACGGCGUAAUAGAUCUAAACACAGUAACAGCAAUAACUCCAGUACAAGUAGCGAGAAAUUACGGUUUUCAGACAGUGACCUGGGACGAUCGCGGUACCACAGUUCUAUCCGCGGUCACGGCCGGAAUCAGAUCCAGCUGGAUGUCGGCCAUAAGGAGAUCCGCGAAUCUGCCAGAUCCGGAGAACAGUGUGGACGGACAUGUAGUGUGUCAGGAAACGCAGCCAGAAGCUAAUCCUCAGUCACCUACUACGUCCAUUACCGAUAGAGAGAGGGACUCUAUUGUACCUUCUACUCCUCUUACGCCAAGGUCUGUUCUCUUCUCAUCCGAUGAGGAGUACAGAACGGCUUCUGAGGGUGGACGUAGGGAAUCCGGUGACUGGUCAGAAAUGCCGGUAUCUCCACCUCUAACUAGAAAUGAAGAUUGGUCUAUGCCGCUCAAGGGAUCCAAUUGGUCAGACAUGACUAAUCAUGAGUGGUCCGAAUUGCCUCCAUCGCCGCCUUUAACGAGGACUGCCUUGUCCAGGGUGAAGGCCAGGUCGAGGUCAAGUUCCAGGUCUAGAGGUUAUAAGCGUAGUCGUAGCUCGCCACCGAGCUCCAGACGUAGUACUCUGGAUAGCGUGAGAUCUGAAGAUCUCAUGAUGGCGUGCUGUGAGCUGGGCGAGGACGAAGAGCAAAAUAAUGGUCAUCUACAAGACCCCAGCGAGAAUCCUCUGAUAGUGGAAUUAUUGGAGAGCCAGGUGGCUAUGCUUAGGGAUCAGUUCAAUGAUCAGAAUCCAUCGCACCCAGCCGCUCUCCUAGUCAUUAUCGAGCGUCAGGAGAACGAGAUAGAAAAUCUGAAGUCUCAAUUGAAUUCUGCUCGUACGGAUAUCGCUAAUGCUGAAAAGGAACUUUCUAGACUCAGACAACAGAAGGCUGAAGCCUCUAUCCGGGAAAAGCAGGUCGAGGAACUUCUCAGUACCAUUCAAAGAACGGAACAGCAAAGAAACAAGGAUCUCGAGGACUUGGAGAAACUCAAGAAACUUUACAACAGGGACAAGGAGGUUCUUGAGUGCAAGCUACUCGAAACAGAAGCUAUCCUCAGGGAGACUACUGAACGCUGUGAAAUGCUGACCAACGAGCUUUCGUCAAGUCACAGAACUGUCGAGCAUCUGCAGACCGAGAUGACUGCCUUGAGUGAUCGUCUCUCCCAGGGAAUCGAAGAGAACGAAAGACUCUAUACGAGAGUAAGAGAACUGGAAGCGAAGACCGGUCUCUCUGCUUCCAGGGAACGAGGCAGGAGUUUCGAUUCGCUUAGCGAUCUGACCAACAUUGACCUGGACCUGGAUUUAAAUGAACUGGAUAAAGAGAGAAUCAUGGAGGAGUACGACGAGUUGCGUGGUCGUUUCGAAAAGGCUAUCUUGGAGAUCAGAGCGAUGCGUAGAGAAUUACGCGAAGCACACGCUACACAAGAUGCACUGGAACUGGAAAUUUUUGCACAUAAACAGGAUGCUGUUAGAGUAAACGAGACGAACCAGGCUCAAGUUCAACUGAUGGCCGCUAGGAUUCAGGAUUUGACCAAUAAGUUGGCUGCAAGUGAGAAACAAGUUCGGGCGCUGAAGCAAAAAUUGACAAAGGCUGAAACGAGGGACAAGAGAAGAUCAUUGUCUUUGAAGGGUAGAGAGUCUUUCCAAAUUUCCCAGGAAAUGGAGGACAAGCUCAUGGACCUAGAGAAUAAAAUCUGCGCCAUAGAACGUGGCAAGAGUAUAAGUGCGCCAGCUUCAGCCGGAAGCAGCUCCAAAGAAUCAAGUCCAAAUCCUAAGAAAGAAAGGAAGCGUGAGAAUAAAAGCUUAGAUCGAGCGAGACUGCGUAGAAAAUCCCUAGAUAGCGCUACGAGUUCGGAACCUAUGAAAGUUCUGAUUCGUCUCAGUACUCUGGAGACAAAAGUGGCUAAUGUUGCAGAUAAUAUGGCCAGCGACGUAGAGAAGGAUUCCAGCGAAUGCAGUGAAGUCAGUGGAACCUCCAGCGAAGUCUCCCUCGAGGUGCUGUCCAGGUUGAAGAAAUUGGAGAGGGUCGUUUCUAAAUCCAAACGUAGACUGGAGAAAUGUCUCGGUUCAACGCAGGCUGAGGAGAAGGCUGAAAAAUGCCUUCGCGAAGUGAACGACAUUCUAGAUUCUUGUGUAGAGUGCAAGAAGAAUCAGUCCAGUAGUAACCAACUCACGGAAUCCGUGGGUCUGGUGGUGUCUAAACUAGAGACUAUACUUAGGGAAAAGAUAAGCGAGCUGACGAAACGACGCCAGGUACUUGCGCAAACAGGUCGCCUGGACGACAAAGAAAAGCUGAAGUUAAUUGCCGAGAGGGUAGCAUUCGAGUCGGUGAUACUCAGGCAGAUAAAGUGCGCGAUGGGCAGGACGUUCGACAGGAGUGCUGUUCUGAGUGAAUUGGUCGAAACUAGUCAUCUUAUUUCAAACUUAAAAUGUAAGGUCCGUGGAACUAAGCCGAAAAUGUACCAAAACACGAGUUACGUACAGUAUCUCACUAGAGUGUUAGCGAAUAAGUUAGUACUUAUAGGAGGCACCCUGACAAAUGAGGUGUCCAAGGACGUCUCUGCCGCGAAGAGCGAGAGUCUAAAUUACCUGGUGCAAAAGCAAAAGGAGGUUAACGAUAUUGUACAGAGGUAUAAGGAGACUAAGUUAGGACAGCUAGCUGAGGUCUUGGCCGCCGAAACCCUUGAUCUAUCCGAGCAGGAGGAUCUUGGAAAACAGAUUGUACCAUCUGGUACGAAACUCCUAGAGGAUAAGAGGAUCCGUGAAGCGUGGGCUUUAGCUCAGGAAACCGUCAGCAAGGAAUUGGUGCAAUCUGAGGUAUCUCAUAUAAUAAUGAGAUGUGGCCAAGUUUACGAGCAGAAUAUUGCAUCGGUAUCCGACGCCUGUCUCAACUUUGAAGCAUCAGAGCACAUAGGAAUGGAAUCCUGGGCGGAUGAAGCUCAGGCGAAGCUGCGACAGGAAAUGGAAUUCUCUGUUCGCGAGCUGACGGUCGUGUACGAGGAAUGUUUACGCAGAGCUAAAAUGAAUAAACCUAUCUCUGAUACCAAAUACGAAUCCAGACAACUACUCAUGGAGUACGCUGAUAUAAUUGCACAAAAGGCUUUGAUAGAUUCCAGAAUAUCUCUUCUUUGUGACAGCACGGGAUCAACUUCCUGUUUCUCCGGGGAGACCUUCGUGUCCAGUUUAAUUCGUAACGACGACAUCCUUACACAGUUAGUAGGGGAUGAGUUUGAAAACGACCCUGUUCUGGAUGCUGAGUACAUCUAUCUAUACCAACAAUUCUCCAAGGACUGCGAAGACAGGAUAUCCGGUAAGCACAGAUCCAAGGAGCAGCUAAAGAACGUCAGUCAGUCUCUUUCCUACCUCGAAGAAGAUCUAGUUAAUCUCAGCAAGACCCUGAAAGACAAGAUCGACGGGACUAUGAGUUGGCCUAAAUCCGUCAUCACCAUCACAGACUGGUCCAGCGUAUGCGAAAAGUGUUCAGAACUUCGUGAGCAGAUAAAACGUCUCGACGAUUACGUAAGGAGUCUCACGUGCAAUCAGUGUAACCAACUGCAGGAGACAAUUCAGCGACUAACGGCUGAGCAUAACGAAGAGCUGGAAAAUCUGAGACGAAACCAGGAACGUGAUAUUAUGGAUAUUAAAGGUGAACUCGACAACCAGAGACACUCCCUUACAUCUCAAUAUGAACAGGAGGCAGCCACCUUGCGAGAACGAGCCAGGAAACUGGAACACAGACUGAACGCAAUGGAUUCCGAGCAUUCGGCUCACGUAAAUGAACUACGUGCCGCAUAUCAGCGUUCCAUCAGCGCAGAGCUGGACACUGAUGUUGAGACCAGGAAGCGCUACAAGGAGGAGAUCAAACAACUAAGAGUUCUAUGCGAGAAGGGUCUGCUGGCAAUGGAAAACUCUCACAGGCGUAUAAUAUCUGAGAUGGAGGAGAAGCAUCGGCAAGAAUUGGAAAAUCUGAGAAUUGAAAAGGAGCAAGCGCUGUCGGAGGAAACGCAGGCGACUCUGGCCGCAUUGGACGCUAUGAGGAAGGCUCAUGAGCACGAGGUGCAAAAGGAAAUCGCAAAAUUUAAACAAGAAUUCAUCAAACAGAUGCAGGCACGAGAGGACAUUGGAGCCUUGCAUAAGGAGCACGAGUAUGUUUGGGAGGAGAUGGAGGAGAUCAAACAAGAGAUCUUAUCCCUAUCUGCCAAGUAUUCCUCCAAGUGCGUGGAGUCAGCAGCACUCGAGGAGAAGGUGGGCUCGUUGACAAAGCAAGUAGCGCAGGCCCAACAGCAUAUUAUGCAACUGGAUGCCAGGAACAAACAGCUCAGGGCGCACCUGGUGCUCGAAACAAACGACAGUGGUAUGAACGACACGAUACAGCUUUUACGUGGCAGAGAUAAUGAGAUUGUGGAACAGAGAGAGGAAAUUCAUCGCCUACAACAGCAGCUCAAGCAUGGGGACGGCCUACGUGACUCGUCCGGUGUGCCGAAAAAUUCACCGUCGCUAAGCUACUCGCCAGCAUACUCACCACAGCGAAUUGGCAGUAGUCACGAGCAAGUAUCACGCGCAGGCGAAGAUUCGAAAUUAGUUUCUAUCAAUUCUGCUGCUACUACCACUACUGCUACUACUAUUACUACUACUACUACUACUACUACUACUACUACUACUACUACUACUACUAGUACUGCUACCACUGCUGGCGCUGCUGUUACUGUAGCUCCUACUACCAGUAGUAGUCCCAAAGGCACCCCGGUAUCGAAAUUCUUCUGCACUCAGAAAAAAUCAUUAACCGUGGACAAGACGAACCCGUCGUUUGCCUACAAACUUGAACGAAUCAAGUCUAUAUCGUUGCCCUACUCGAACAAUCUGGUUAAAAACUGUCCGGGAUCUAGCGGUGGCGUCACAGGUCUUAAUAGAAAGAAAGAAUCAAGUGAAUUAGGGCAAAAGAACCAGGAGCGCAAUGGCCUUGCAUCUCCACUUUGGGACAGCUUAAGACCAAGGAGUGGUCUGCCUCAUCAGUAUCAAGGUGGCACAACAGCGAUGCGAGUCUGCAGCAAUGGCGUCAGGGGGCAGGAGAACAAACAAAGUGAAAAACAGCAACAGCCGGAGGCAUACGCCAUCCGUGCCAACACUCGUCACACAUCCAGCCUCAUCUCGGAACCCCCAGCUCUCUACGUUGCAGAGCUGAUGAGGUCUCCUGCAGUGAGGUGGUCCAACAGAGGUUGCAGAAGUUUACCUACGACACCAACGCCGACCUAUCAUCACCCACUCCACCCCCCACUCCCCGCGGUGGGCAUGGUCGCUGAGAGGAAAAAGCGUUUUGAGCUUUAAGCGUUGCUGAUCUUUCUCUUCCCUUUGUCUACUUUGUCAAAAUUUAAUUCUUACUCCCCCCCACUCCUUUGUCAUAAUAUUUUCUAUAGAUUUUGACGUCAUGUAUCCUCGAACGCUGUUCAGGCAUUUACGAAUCUAGAAUACGUUAGGUUCUGCGAAAUCUAUUAUGGACUUAAAAAGAAUGGUGCUGAACACAAAUUUUUGAUAGACUUUUUAAGACGAUGAUUGAUCGUCAGAGACAGCUCUGAAUUAUUGUUUGAAAAGAAGACACGUAUCUAUUAUGUCACUAUAGUUCAUGUCUAGUAGAUGUCUACUUGUCACUACUCCGUUUUAAUUGUUCCGUUAAUUAUUAUAACCGUAAUUGUAUUGAGCAUGUUUAUGAGGUAAACAUGAUUCAAUAGCUGAGUACGUAAAUACGGAAAUAGACGGUAAAUCGUACACGUGUCUCUUUUGCACUCUGUUCUCUUCCCUUCUAUUUAUCUCUGCCGUACGGAAGACUUCUUUUUCUGGGAUAUAUCUUUCCUUGAAACUUGUCUAUUUUUUUCUAGUACAUUUCUCUUUUUUAACGAACACGAGUUCACGUUUGAUAAUCGUUUGAUACGCGGUUUACCAACUUUGAUACGUAAGCAUUUUACAAAACGUUCAUUAUUCCCUACACGGUUAUGGAAUUAUGCAUCUAGGGCAUUAUUUGUUAUGCAAGUGUUUAAUCUCGGACUACUGUGGACUAUCUGACUUUAUGUGGUGACUAUUAUUUUUGGCCAUCAUUGUGAAAAAACUUUUGAUAUCUUUUUUUUCCUCACUGGAGUCACAUACGUAUCCAUAAGAGAGAAAACACUAAAAUACCACGAGUCAUGUAUACAACUAUGAUUUCGCAGUAACCAAUUACUAUGUAUGUUUUUUUUAGCAGUAAUUGUAUACGUCUAUAUUGAAAGAGAAAUACCUUAUCGUAUUGUCUUAUACAGCCGUAAUCAUUGAGUGUGUUUAUAUAGGAAAGUAAAGUUCGAAAUGUAUAUUUAUAGAGCGGUGGUAGCGCGCGGAACAAUAAAAAUGGCUAGGAGUAAUGGACAGGACACAGAAAAGAUUCAUUAUAUCUGUCGAAUGUCUUGGGAAAAGCUUAAGUGAAAUGCGAAAAGUUUCGAGAAAUAAUUUUUGUUUGUUUGUUAUGCGGAGAACAAUUGUUUACGCUUGUUUUUCAUUAUGGGUUUGGGAGGGUGAGGCACUCUUGUUGUGUAUAGAUUAUGCACAUAUCAUGGCGUUAUCGUUUAACAGUCUUUUAUCACCAGUCCAUCAGUUCAUUCUGUAAAUUACCCCCUGAUUGCGAUCAUUUAAUGUUAAUACUGUAUAGUUUAAUGAUGUUUUUGCCCCCCAGCACGCCUCCGAAGUAUAAAUAGGACGAGAUUAAACCCCUCCCGUAUCGAUUGGAUUGUUCAUAUAUACAUAUAUAAAUAUAUAUAUAUCUAUAUAUAUUAAUAUUGUAUUUUACAUUAUAUUAUUAUUAGGAUAUGUUGCUACGACGAUAUUAAUAUUUCAUUAUCUAUUACGUAGAGUAAUUGCUCAGGAUUGUUUAACAUUUAUAAUAUAUUACGAUUAUGAUAUUGUAUGUGUAUUAUAAUUUAUAACACGUUUGAAAUAAAAAUCAGUAACCAAUC